UUUUGGGGGGGGAGGGAAUUUUUUUGGAGGGGGCACAAAAAGAAGAACUGCUCACCGGGGGAAUACACAAAGGGCAUAAGGGACCGCCGGCAGGAGUCGGAAGCCUGGGGUCCAGGAUGGAUGUGGCGGACCCGCAGCAGCUGGGCAUGUUUACAGAGGGCGAGCUGAUGUCGGUGGGGAUGGACACGUUUAUUCACCGCAUCGACUCUACCGAGGUCAUCUACCAGCCCCGCCGCAAGCGGGCCAAACUCAUCGGCAAGUACCUGAUGGGGGACCUGCUGGGGGAGGGGUCGUACGGCAAGGUGAAGGAGGUGCUGGACUCGGAGACGCUGUGCAGGAGGGCUGUCAAAAUCCUCAAGAAGAAAAAGUUGCGGAGGAUCCCCAACGGGGAGGCCAAUGUGAAAAAGGAGAUCCAGCUCCUGCGGAGGCUGCGGCAUAAGAACGUCAUCCAGCUGGUGGACGUGUUGUACAACGAAGAGAAGCAGAAGAUGUAUAUGGUGAUGGAGUACUGUGUGUGUGGCAUGCAAGAGAUGCUGGACAGUGUGCCUGAGAAGCGCUUCCCCGUGAGCCAGGCCCACGGGUACUUCUGCCAGCUGGUGGACGGCCUGGAGUACCUGCAUAGCCAGGGCAUCGUGCACAAGGACAUUAAGCCCGGCAACCUGCUGCUCACCACCGGCGGCACGCUCAAGAUCUCCGACCUGGGCGUGGCUGAGGCCCUGCACCCGUUUGCCGAGGAUGACACGUGCCGGACAAGCCAGGGCUCCCCCGCGUUCCAGCCGCCUGAGAUUGCCAAUGGCUUGGACACCUUCUCGGGCUUCAAGGUGGACAUCUGGUCGGCUGGGGUCACGCUCUACAACAUCACGACAGGCCUGUACCCGUUCGAGGGGGACAACAUCUACAAGCUGUUUGAGAACAUCGGGAAAGGGGACUACACGAUUCCCGGCGACUGCGGCCCCCCACUCUCGGACCUGCUGAAAGGGAUGCUGGAAUACGAGCCGGCCAAGAGGUUUUCCAUACAGCAGAUCAGGCAGCACAGCUGGUUCCGGAAGAAGCACCCGCCGGCUGAGGAGCUGGUGCCCAUCCCGCCGAGCGCAGACUGCAAGGACCGGUGGCGUGGCAUGACGGUGGUGCCAUACCUGGAGGACCUGCACGGCUGUGCCGACGACGUGGACGAGGAGCUCCUCGACAUUGAGGACGACAUCAUCUACACUCAGGACUUCACGGUGCCCGGUGGCGAGGCGGCAUCUGAGGCAGGGCUUAGAGAGAGAGGCCCACGGAAGAGCCAGUGCUCAGAACUUUCUGGAGAGGAGGCGGAGGCCAGGGCCACUGCGGAGCUCCUGGCGGGGCCGGGGACUUAGCAUGGCACUGCCGCACCCCUGCGGGCCCUCGCUGACCUUGUCUGGGUCUGAGGGAGGCUGGGCCGCUGCCCACCCCACAGCAUCCCGGUUCUGUGCUGGCCUGGGGCUGGCUCCACAGGCUCCUGGCAUAAAGGUCUGCCCCGCUGAGUGUGUGCGGCUCGUGCUUGCCUCUUGCGGCUCACCAGCCAGGUCCUAGGCUUCUACUGUAGCAAGUGCCUGUGAGCAGGGCCGCUGCAGGGCCCAGGGCUUCCAGGGAGCGGGCCCUGGGCGGGUCUGGUGUCCUGCUCUCCUGGUGUCAGGCUCGUGUCUCUGGUGCCUGUGGCAGCCAGCGGCGGGGUCAGCCUGGAGCUUGUGCCUCUCUGGCUUGGGCUCAGCCAUAUCCCUGUUGGGGUCCUAGGGUCUGGAGCUCUGGGAUGUGGUGUGUGUGGUGCCCCUGGCCCUGGGACCCUGGCCACAGUUGAGUCCUGGGUCUGAGGCCUCCUGGAGCCUCAGUCCACUCCACAGAACAGGAACCAGGUGUCAUGCCUCUCAGAGACACGUGGGCCCACCGCGGGUGCCUGGGUGUGGCCUGCCAGGCCCCCAGAGCCUUGCCAGGCACUGACUGUCCCUCCAGGCCUAUGCCGGAGGCCGGGUGCUGCUUUUCCCGGUGGUGGGGGAAGCUCGUCCAAGAGUGCUUCUCUGGGCCCAAUCGGGUCCCUGGCCCAGGGGUGUCCCCCAUGCCAGACAUGGGACAUCUGGCCCCGAGGUCAGGCCGCUGCCUCUCUCUGACCUACUCGCCGGUCAGCAGCUGGCUGUCCACUGCUCAGACCCCUCUCACUCCCGCCCUGGUCCUACUCAGACUUCCCGCUGCUUGCCUUGACCUCCUGGGCUGUCCCUGGUCCUGCCGCCCACCUCAGAGCUGGGUGUGGGCCUGCUGCUGGUGUUGGUUGGUCUGGGCCAGUGGGGGGAUCACAUGCCCACCAGCCGUCCUCUACCUAGAGUCACUGCACUGGGGGCUGGGCUUUGGGUGAUCUGUGCACGGCCCCUCCCUGCUGGAGCAGGUGCCUGACACCCCUGGUGCCCAGAAUUCUGACUUGAGAUGCCUCUCGUGUAUAGGUGGGUGGGCUCCUGGCAAGUUUGGCGGCUACCGAGUAGGGAGUAGGCAGUGGACGCUGUUGGAGAUGGGGCUCUCAUGGGGAGGAGAGGGGCUCGAGGCAGUGGAGGGCGGUUUCCUGCCGAUGUCCGCAGGAGGAGGGUGGCUGAGCGCACAGCGCCCUCCAUCCCCCACGGCUCGGCGGGAGCUCAAAAUGCGGGGCGAAAUGUGGGGUGUGCAGCCCAGGCCAAUGGCCCUGCGGGAUGCCUGUGAGGGCUGGCGGCCUGCAGAGAGGAUGGGUGGAGUGCAUGGGCCCUAUGCCAAUCCCUCUGUUGGUGCCCAGCGUGGAGAGCCGAGGUGGGCCUUUGUGGGAGAGACAUAGGGUCUCCUCAGAGGCUGGCGAGGUCUGACUGU
Molecule: messenger RNA, 2844 nt
Organism: Vicugna pacos (alpaca)
Lineage: Eukaryota; Metazoa; Chordata; Mammalia; Artiodactyla; Camelidae
Gene: STK11
Product: serine/threonine kinase 11
Biological process (GO): regulation of cell growth; establishment of cell polarity; glucose homeostasis
Cellular component (GO): cytoplasm
Molecular function (GO): protein kinase activator activity; protein serine/threonine kinase activity; ATP binding
Source: RefSeq, a predicted model, not a curated record